This is a messenger RNA of Zea mays, 3434 nucleotides long. RefSeq lists its product as uncharacterized. The record is from RefSeq and is a predicted model, not a curated record. Lineage: Eukaryota; Viridiplantae; Streptophyta; Magnoliopsida; Poales; Poaceae. The transcript is spliced from 6 exons. The coding region runs from base 2338 to 2994 and encodes 218 amino acids.
AUUUCUAAGUAAACAAAUACCGUGCGUCCCUCUCCGUAAUCUUCUCCCACACGUCUGUGUGUCCCUCUCCAUGCGUUCCUCUUCUCACGCAGCCUCUCCUCGCGCCACCACCUACCAUCGCGCCACCACUUGCCAUCGCGCCGCCACCUUCCCUCUCCCUCUCACCGGUGAGCCUCCUCUCUCUCCCUCCCUCUCCCUCUCAUCGGGUACGCCACCGUUUGUUUCUCCACGCGGACGCGCCGCACCACCAGCCUCCCGCCUGCCACGUGGACGGACGCGUCGUCGGCUGCUUCGCGCCGCCCGACAAGGCCGGCAGCGUCGACCUCGACUUCCUCGAGCCUCUCGACGAAGGGCUCGGCCACUCCUUCGACUUCCUUGCGAUGCAGCUCCGAAACCCUCUCUCCCUCCUUUCUCUCCCUCCCUCUCCCUCUCAUCCUAACCUCCUGCGAUGUAGCUCCACGGUGACGAGCCCCGCCACCCCGCGCCUACCGCCGACGAGCAGUGCCACUCCGUGCUAGGUCUAUUCAACAACAGGCAGAACAGACACCUCUCCAACACCCCAGAUCUUCUAUUCAAGAACUUGCUCCAGGCUAGAGGUAAUCUACUCGUAUCCGUCUGAUCUAUUAAACAAAAUACCUGCAGUGUGCAUCCAUACAGAUUAUCAGUUUUGUCUGUGCGAGCUGUGAACAAAUAAUUAUCAGUUUUGUCUGGGCGAGCUAUUGUUUACACGAGUACAGUAGGGACUAGGGAGCCGAUGAACAGCUAGUAUAAUUAUCAGAACAACUAGUAUAAUUAUCAGAAUACCUACUGAUAAUAGUAUAAUUAUCAGAACAGCUAGUAUAAUUAUCACAUUUGUAAGUUUAGUCACUAGUUUGAUUUUUCUAAUAUGAUUUUUCUACACUAUCCUUGAACAACAGUAUGACCCAUCUUCCUUUAUCUACACGAACGCGGAAGAGAAAUUUGACACUUAGAAAUGUAACAUUUGCCAUUAUGCUUAUGUAUUAUUAUAUCUUGGCUUUAUUAGUAUUAUCACAUAAGUGGAAGAGUUGGAAGAUAGAAAGGAGGAUAAAGAUUAAAGAACUUAGAAGUCAAUGUAUGUACCAUCUAAUCUGUGAGAGCAAUGUUAAGUGUAUAAAUGACCUUCGCAUCGAUAGGAAAAUAUUUCAUAUAUUGUGUGAGAUGCUUAGAGAUGUUGGUGGUUUGAGGGGUACAAGAAAUGCACCAUUGGAAUAGAUAGUAGCCGCAUUCUUACACACACUGGCUCAUCAUGUGAAGAAUAGAACAAUAGGGGGUUUCUUCUUAAGGAGUGGUGAGACAGUGAGCAGAAACUUCAAUGCAUGCCUCCUAGCAGUAUUGAAGCUUCACCAAUUGCUCCUUAAGAAACCAGAACCUAUACCUGAGGGCUGCACAGACUUUAGGUGGAAGCACUUCAAGAGUUGCUUGGGUGCAUUGGAUGGCACACAUGUAAAGGUGAUUGUCCCAACUAAGCUGAAGGGGAGAUAUAGGUCAAGAAAAAGAGAAAUUGUGACAAAUGUGUUGGGUGUUUGUGCACCUGGCAUGUAGUUUAUAUAUGUCUUACCUGGUUGGGAGGGUUCUGCACAUGACAGGCGUGUGCUUCGAGAUGCCAUCUCGACACCGGAUGGAUUACGUGUCCCUCAAGGCGAGGUUGCUAUUAUCUUGUUGAUGCUGGUUACACAAAUGCAAAUGGUUUCUUAGCACCAUAUCGAGGACAGAGAGCUAGGAAUAUUGUUGAGAGGGCAUUUGGAAGGCUCAAGGGUCGGUGUGGAAUUUUAAGGUCUCCAUCAUUUUUUUCUAGUCAAGACUCAAAGUCAAAUUAUAAUGGCAUGUGCCCUCUUGCACAACUUAAUUUUGCAAAAUAUGUCUAGAGACCCAUUUUAAAAUGAUGAGGAGCCAGCUAUGGAUGCAUCAUUUGAUGUUAUGCAUGGAGAAAUCAGUGAACCAAAAUUUAUCACAGGUGUCUCAACAUCUAAUGAAUGGACUGAUUUCCGCAAUAAUCUUGCUCAGGGGAUGUAUAAUAGAUAUAGAGCUAGGUCUAAUAACUAAGGACAUGAACCAAUCAGAGAGCUCAAGUGUUGCUCGGGGAAGAGGGAAAACAAAAGGAUCUGGACUUAUUAUGAGGAUGAGGAGUUAAUUAAAGCACUAUAUGAGAUAUCUUUUGAUCCAAAGUGGAAAAGUGAGGGAGGUUUUAAGAAUGGGUAUUGUUAUGUUCUAGAAAAUGAACUCAAAGCAAGGCUACCAGGGUGUGGUCUCAGUGCUAUUCCACACAUUGAGUCUAGAGUGAGGCAUUUUAGGACCAAGUAUGGUGCUAUUGAGGUCAUGCUUGCUAAGAGUGGUUUUAAUUGGGAUGACAACAGAAAAAUGGUGCAAUGUGAGAAACAUCAAUAUGAAGCCCAUUGUAAGGAUAAUCCUGAUGCAAAGGGACUUUAUGGUGUUGCAUUUCCAUAUUUUGAUACCUUGGCUGCUAUAUAUGGCAAGGACAUAGCUACUGGAGAAGGGGCCGAGGGGCUUGGUGAGGCUAUAACUAACAUGGAGAAAGAAAUAGCUAUGGGAGAAGAUUGUCCAGUAGUGGAAGAGGAUAUGAUUUCUAUGGAUACACCACAACGGUCUAUGGAUAAUAGGAACUCAGAUCAUUCAACUUCAUCGAGCAGCAAAAGAAGGAAGAAACACAAAGAUAGUAUGUCAAGUGACCCAUUCUUGGAUCUAGCAAGUGGAAUCCGUGGUGAUCUUAACAAAGCCUCACAACACUUUGGAAGGAUGGCAGAAGUGAUGGAGAUGGAAGCAAAAAAGGAUCAAAUGCAAGAGUUACAAGAGAAGUCUGUUGUUGAGUUGACUAGACUUGGUUUUGGGGGUAGUGAACUCCUCAAAGCCGCUACUAUUUUUGUGAAGGUCCAUAAUCAGAUGACGAUGCUUUUCACGCUUCCUGAGACUCUUAGGAGAGAAUUCAUCCUCAACAUGAUUGCAGAUAAUAACUAGUUGAAUUUUAGAAUUAAUCUCUUAUACUAGUUGAUGCAUGUACUCAUGUUUAUAGACCUGUAUGUUCUCAUGUUUAUAGACGUGUAUGCACUCCCAAAUGAUCUUGUAUGUACUCAUGUUUAUAGACCUAUAUCCUUUCUUCAGAUGAAGCUCAAAGGAAGUGACUUGUCAAAUUAUCAAUGAAGAAUGUCAGGAGCAUUUGGUGAAGAGUGAUUGGCAUAUGAACUUCUGGAAGUUGAAUUUUCAAGACGUUUGAAGUCCUAAGACAUUUCUAGAUCAUGAAAAUUAUGAAUUCUUAAGACUAGCUUUAUUGCCUGGCUGUGUUGUUAACUGUGUGUGAAAAUAAACUGUUGUUUGAAACCUAUUAUGUUUGCUAGCACAAAGCUGGUAGUUUUAUUUGAUGUUCAGCAAGACAAAUAAAGCUGCUAACUUUAUUGGUU